This is a messenger RNA of Pistacia vera, 1470 nucleotides long. RefSeq names its product phytochrome A-associated F-box protein-like. The transcript is spliced from 2 exons. The record is from RefSeq and is a predicted model, not a curated record. Gene Ontology annotation, molecular function: protein binding. Lineage: Eukaryota; Viridiplantae; Streptophyta; Magnoliopsida; Sapindales; Anacardiaceae. The coding region runs from base 101 to 1072 and encodes 323 amino acids.
CCUCCAACUAAACAACAAAAUAUAAGGCCACAGACUCUCGUCAGUUCAAUAAAAUUUUAACCAACCUGAACUUCAACCAAACAAACCCAAACCAAAAAUAAUGUCGGAGACUGUAUUCUCAAAACUCUCCGACGAUGUCAUCCUCAACAUAUUCUUCAAACUGGAGGACGACCCAAGAAACUGGGCCCGCCUGGCCUCUGUCUGCACUAAAUUUUCUUCUCUUAUUCGUAAUAUUUGCUGGAAGAACAAGUGCUCUAGGAGCAUGCCCGGCGUUGUCGCCGAUCUCCUUUCCACUGAUUCGGCCGCUCCACUGGACCUGUGGUCGUCCCUCAAUAAGCUUUCCGUCUGCUGCCCAGGCCUCCUUCACUCUGGCGUUUUGUUAGAGAACUCAGAUUUCGGCCUCGAGCGUGAGCUGGGCCCUGAUGCAAAUUAUCAAAGUUCUACUAGGAUCCAAUCAGCCACUCCGUCAACCGACACUGGCUCCAGCAAUCUAGAAUCUGGGACUCUUCCUGCUGAUUGUUCCUGGUCACUUUUUGACGAUCUUUAUUUUGACACUGUUUAUAAUAAUUCUGAGGCUCAAGAUGAUUGUGGGUUUGUUGUUGAUGACGUUGCAAAUUGUGUGGCUGAAGUGGGUCUCGACGUUUCUUCUGGUAAAAAGAGGAAAUUUUGUAGCAGAUCGGUUAAGUCGCAUUUGGCAUCUGGGGUUUGGAAUUUGAGUCGUGAGCAAGGCAAUAAACUUCUUGCCAGUAGAUUUCGAGGGGAUUGUUUGUACAUUUCUGACUGGCCAGGUUGUGUUCACACCGAAGAGAAGCGAAAUUACAUGCUUUUUAGAGGCAUUUUCAAGAACUUUAAGCGCUCUCGUGUUUGGAGAACCAUAAACGAUGGCAAUCGGAGCAAAAUUGAUAUCAGUUGCGCAUUUUGUCCGUGUAAAGAGACCUGGGACUUGCAUUCUGCAUUUUGUUUGAGAAGGGUUUUUGGGUACCAUGACGAUGGUGAACCUGUUGUUAGAGCUUAUGUGUGUGAAAAUGGCCAUGUUUCUGGGGCCUGGACAGAGUUGCCAUUGUACACUUGAUGCUGUUUUUCACUUGCUUGGUUUCAAUGAUAAAUUUCUAGUAAAAGAUGGAGUAGCAAAAAUAUGCAGGCCUGAAGGUUUUGGAAGCUAAACAGUUUAUUUUAUACCCGUAAGGCAGUAUUACUAGUGCAUUAUCCUCAAUGAAAAUGCUGAUGAAUGCAUCUUUGUUCCAUUUUUAUGUUUGUCAUUUGUGCAUUUCACUUAUAAGUACUCAACUUCAGAUAUCAAAAUUCAGUUUUUUGUCAAUUUGCCAUAGCCUCAUUAAUGUGGUUGUGCACGCCUAAUGUUGUGGAUUCAAUAAUGUGAUAUCUCUGGUUGAUAAGAUUUCCAUUUGUCGUGUGCACAAAAGUUAUGAUAGAAUGAAGAUAGGAAAAUAAUACCUGGUAAUUGGAUUGGGG